Staurois parvus is the source of this 347-nucleotide messenger RNA. Lineage: Eukaryota; Metazoa; Chordata; Amphibia; Anura; Ranidae. The record is from the annotation of a GenBank genome assembly.
AAUAUGUCUAUCCGUGAAAUUUCCUUGCUACUAAAUAUUCCACGGUCAACUGUUAGCGGUAUUGUAACAAAGUGGAAGCAAAUGGGAACAACAGCAACUCAACCAUGAAGUGGUAGGCCACGUAAAAUUACAGAGUGGGGUCAGCACAUGCUGAAGCGCACAGUGCACAGACGUCACCAACUGUCUGCAGAGUCAAUAGCUAAAGACCUCCAAACUUUGUGUGGCCUUCAGAGAGCCUCAUGGAAUAGGUUUCCAUGGCAGAGCAGCUGCAUCGUAGUCUUACAUCACCAAGUGCAAUGCAAAGCGUUGGAUGCAGUGGUGUAAAGCAUGCCGUCACUCCACUCUAG